GACUCGUAUAUGAUAUACCAACGCCAUUCGCUUCAAAACCACCUAUAAAAGAAAAGUCUCUUCUCUUAUUAUUUUUCUUCUAUAGACUUGGCCUAAACCAAAAAAGUAAUCAAAACCCAAAAAAAGAAUAUUGAUUGAGAUAAGAAUGAACAAGAGAAAUUCGAGUUGACGAUCACUAUUACGACGACUACGACUACCACUACGACGACGACGACGAUCGCCAUGGCCAUAACGAUAUUCAGAAGAAGCUUCGUGGUUUCAGCGGUGGUGCUGUUAUCGUCUCUCUGGAUUACUUCCGUCUCUGCUCACAGCGCCGUUCUCAACGUCAAGUACAAGUACGCCGGUCAAGAGCCCUCCAUCACGCAACUCAAAGCUCACGAUACCCGCCGUCAGCUUGGUAUUCUCGCCGGCGUUGAUCUCCCCCUGGGCGGCUCCGGUCGUCCCGAUGCCGUCGGGCUUUACUAUGCAAAAAUAGGGAUUGGAACACCUACAAAGGACUUCUAUGUGCAAGUGGAUACAGGAAGUGAUAUUAUGUGGGUCAACUGUAUUCAGUGCACAGAGUGCCCCAAAAGAAGCUCCCUUGGUAUUAAUCUAUCUCUAUACAAUAUAAAGGACUCGGUCACUGGGAAAAUGGUUCCUUGCAAUCAAGAAUUUUGUUUAGAGGUAAACGGGGGUCCUUUAUCUGGCUGCACAGCUAAUGAUUCCUGUCCGUAUCUUCAGAUAUAUGAAGAUGGCAGUUCCACUGCUGGAGUUUUCAUAAAGGAUCUUGUACUGUAUGAUCGGGUUUCUGGAGAUCUUCAAACUGCUUCAACCAAUGGAAGUAUUAAUUUUGGGUGUGGUGCUAGACAAGCUGGGGAUCUAGGUUCAUCUAAUGAAGAUGAGGCACUAGAUGGGAUUCUUGGUUUUGGAAAAUCAAAUUUGUCCAUAAUUUCACAAUUAGCUUCAUCUGGAAAAGUGAAAAAGAUGUUUGCUCAUUGCUUAGAUGGAGUAAAUGGAGGUGGUAUUUUUGCAAUUGGGCAUGUCGUGCAACCAAAAGUCAACAUGACUCCCUUGGUACCAAACCAGCCUCAUUACAAUGUCAAUAUGACAGCUGUUCAAGUUGGUCAAGUUUUUUUAAAUAUUUCAAUAGAGGUGUUUGAGUCAGGAGACAGAAAAGGGACAAUAAUUGACAGUGGUACAACUUUGGCCUAUCUCCCAGAAAUGGUUUAUGAGCCAUUAGUAAGUAAGAUCAUCUCUCAACAGCCAGAUAUAAAUGUUCAAACUGUUCACGAUGAGUAUACAUGCUUCCAGUACUCCGAGAGCAUUGAUGAUGGAUUUCCACCUGUUGUAUUUCAUUUUGAGAACUCACUCUCAUUGAAGGUUUAUCCGCAUGAGUAUCUAUUCCUCUUAGAAGGUUUAUGGUGUAUUGGUUGGCAAAACAGUGGGAGGCAAUCCAGAGAUAGGAUGAACUUGACCCUUUUGGGAGAUCUAGUCCUUUCAAAUAAGCUAGUGUUGUAUGAUCUUGAGCAUCAAGUCAUUGGAUGGACUGAAUAUAACUGCUCUUCAAACAUUAAGGUGCUGGAUGAUCAAACUGGAACAAUACAUUUAGUAGGUUCCCACUAUCUUGCUUCUGCUUGCAGUUUGAAUAUUCGAUGGGCUAUAGUUUUGUUGUUUCUAAGUAUGUUGUUGCACUAUAUUUUCACUGGAAUUCUACUAUAGGUUUCAGCCAAUAGAAAGUAUCAGUAGUUGAUAUAUGAAAAACAAAAUUUGAAUAUAAAUAGAAAAUAAUUAGAUUUAUUGAUAAGAUUGUGCCCCCAUAUACUUUUCUCAGUUGUGUAUCUAUUUUCAUGCCUGAUGUGGAAACAAACUAGGAUUAUUCAUUGUACCAAUGCUUCACAGUAGACUGAUUCACAGUGGGUUACAUUUUUCUACCCAUAGUGAAUAUGUGGAAAUAUAAGAAAGCUUAGAACCGGCUUUGAGUUUUGUAAGUA
Quercus robur (English oak) is the source of this 1970-nucleotide messenger RNA. RefSeq names its product aspartic proteinase 36-like. Gene Ontology annotation, molecular function: aspartic-type endopeptidase activity. The transcript has 10 exons. Lineage: Eukaryota; Viridiplantae; Streptophyta; Magnoliopsida; Fagales; Fagaceae. Bases 223 to 1698 code for a protein of 491 amino acids. Gene Ontology annotation, biological process: proteolysis. The record is from RefSeq and is a predicted model, not a curated record.